CCGCAAAAGAAAAAUGACAGCCUCCUCUCUCUUCUCAGAAAGAGCGACGCCGCCCAGCAUCCCUCAAUUCCCCUCUCUCCUCCUCCUGCCACCCAACAAAAUGGCGAUUCUUCCACCAUGCGCUUCGCCCGUGACGUAGGUCUCGACCGCGCCUCCACAACCCCAUCACGCGAGUGGGCCGAGUCAGAACGUCUAGCACAGUACCAGCGACAGAUAUAUCGCAAGUGGCAACCGGGUGAUGUGUAUGCGCCACAUGAUCUGAGCGGUAUUGAGCAGAAGAAGUGGAAGCAGGGGCGCAUGAAGCCACAGGAAGAUGCUUUUGAUAUCCUAGGUAUCAAUCCGGUUCUGGAAUACAAGAACUUCACAAUGAUGUCUGAAUACAUGACCGAAAUGGGCCGGAUAAAGCACUCCAAAGACACUGGUCUACGACCAAAGAACCAGCGAAAGAUUGCAAAGGCAAUACGAAGGGCGGUUGGCCUGGGCCUGAUGCCUAGUGUGCACAGGCAUCCAUUGGUGCUGAAGAAGAGUUCACCGGCGAGGUUCUUGUAGUCUUUGCUUGUACGAUAUCAACGUGAUUUACAAAUCUUGUCAGAGCAUACACAUAGCGUGGAAGAAAUUGCCGUGUCAUACUUUUC
Messenger RNA from Pyrenophora tritici-repentis Pt-1C-BFP, 635 nucleotides. Its product is annotated as mitochondrial 37S ribosomal protein bS18m. Gene Ontology annotation, cellular component: mitochondrial small ribosomal subunit; ribosome. Gene Ontology annotation, biological process: mitochondrial translation. NCBI's taxonomy places the organism in Eukaryota, Fungi, Ascomycota, Dothideomycetes, Pleosporales, Pleosporaceae. Gene Ontology annotation, molecular function: structural constituent of ribosome; small ribosomal subunit rRNA binding. The record is from RefSeq and is a predicted model, not a curated record.